Molecule: messenger RNA, 1594 nt
Organism: Mugil cephalus (flathead mullet)
Lineage: Eukaryota; Metazoa; Chordata; Actinopteri; Mugiliformes; Mugilidae
Gene: wdr89
Product: WD repeat domain 89
Exons: 2
Coding region: 285-1424 (379 amino acids)
Molecular function (GO): protein binding
Source: RefSeq, a predicted model, not a curated record
GUUGAUACCGUGACACCGAAAACUUCCUCCAUGCGUGAUUUGAGUUUAAACGGCGUGACUAUAUUUUUAGUUUAUUUUGAAAGUUUUGUUUUUUAUUAAUAUUAAUGUUAAAUCAUUUUAUUUUCACCACAUGUUGCGGCGUUUUACAAAAAUUGGCGACUGACGAGAAGAAGCGUUAAUGUAAAGUUUAGACGUUUUUCUUCUAUUUGUGGAAAAUUAUAGAAACAGCACUGAUGGUUUCAUUUCCUGCCCGGAUUAGUUUGGCCUCAUCGGACUGAGCUUCCAUGGACGGUCUGGAGGAGAAACUCAAAGGCCUGUCCAUCGUCCGGCGGUCCCGUCCGGAGGAGCCCACCUACCUGCUGGACGUGUCCCUGCAGGGGACGGGUCUCCUGGCCGUGUCCUGCUCCAACUUCACCGUCCACCUGCACAACAAGGACACUCUGAACCAGGUGGGGGAGUAUCGGGGACACACGGGGCCUCUUUGUGGGGUCACGUUCGCCCACACCUCCUCUGACCUCCUGUACUCUGGCUCUGCCGACGGGACGGUCCGGGCGUGGGACGUCCGCUGUCCCGGGUCCGAGUCGGUGCAGGUGUUUAAGAGCGACGCGUCUCACAGUUACUGCAGCCUGGACCUGAGCUGCAGCGACGCGCUGCUGUGCGCCGGCACCGAGCAGCUCAACGACGAGGACAGCUUCCUGGUCUUCUGGGACACGAGGAAGCCGGGCGGCGGCGGCCUCCUCGGGGUCUACUCCGAGUCGCACAGUGAUGACAUCACGCAGGUGCGCUUCCACCCCCGGGACAAAGACCGCCUGGCGUCCGGCUCCACCGACGGCCUGGUCAACGUGUUCGACCUGAGCCGGGGCGCCGAGGAGGAGGCGCUGCUCGCCACCUGCAACAGCGACUCGUCGGCCGGCGCCGUGUGCUGGAGCGGCGCCGCCUACGACCGGCUGCUCUGCCUGAGCCACGACGAGGGGCUGCACCUGUGGGACCUGAGCCAGCUGGACACGGACGAGCCUCUGACCGUCUUCAGCGCCGCCGACGCUCGCAGCCUCACCCCGCUGGGCGACGGCGGCGGCCGCCUGGAUUACCUGGUGGGGGGCGUGUGGCUGGAGGAGGCGCAGAGGCUGCUGGUGGUGGGCGGGGAGAACGGCGGCGACCUCCACCUGAUGGAGUGCGACGGCCGAGGCCUCCGCCUGCUGAGGAGCCUGGAGGGUGGUCACUCUGCGACGGUGCGCUGCUUCCUGUGGGACGCGGCCGGCGAAGCCCUGGUCACCGGCGGGGAGGACGCUCAGCUGUUGCUAUGGAAACCGGGGGGGGAGGAGCUCACGGCGAGAAAGAGGGAGUCCAUGAAGAGCGACUCGACUUUAAGGCAGAAGUCCAGACCGCACAAGAAACACGGCUACCAGAGAGAGAAGAAGAAGUAAAACUGUUUCUUCUUCUUCUGUGGUUCUGCUGCAGCGUCAGAACAUCAGAGCAGGAACAUUCAGCGUCACACAACCACCUGUAAAUUUAUUCUUAAGUUAUGAGUUUCAGCUCGUCCAGUUUGACUUUUGGACAGAAGGAAAUGAAAUAAAUAUAUUAAUUAACAUUUUAA